AUGGCGUCAAGUGCAGACGACGUGGAUAAGUCGGACGAAAACAACAUCCUAUACGAUUUGACAAUCCAUGCAGAGUGGCCCCAGGAGCCAGAGAGCUUUACUCGUGCACAAAAGGAAAAGAUACAGACUUCUGUUAUUGGACGCUUGGCUUCAGCCACUCAGCGAUCUGUUUGGACUUCCCUCAGAACAUUAGGAUUGUCAUCAAAAAAUGAUAGCCCGUGUUCACUUCCUUCAGAGCUCGUGAAGUUGAUAAACAGUCAGAUCAACUGGCACAUUGCUCUCAGCAGUGAUGGCAAUGUGUUGUCCGUGGUACAGGACCAGUGUGUAGAGAUCAGGACUGCCCGUGAUGAGUUUGGCACUAUUGUUGGGCGUGGCAUCCUGGGGAAAGAUCCCUACCCUCAGUGGAGGAAGACCGCCUGGAGCGUGGACUCCACCAUGGUGGCGUGCUCCUCUAGUACAGGGAGGGUCACUGUCUUUGAUGUGGUGGGCACCCAGCUCAUGUCUAUCCCUGGGGAAAGCCCUCCCACCCCGAUGAGUUCCCAGGACCUGAGCAGAGCAGUGGCCUCCCUUGUCUUCAUGGACAGUCAGCAGACGUCAGAAUGGUCAGCAGAACUGCUGGUAAUCAACUACCACGGCACCCUGAAGAGAUACCUCCUGGACAGAGAGAAAGGGUACAAGCUGAAACACACAUUCCAGUUCAGUUCCCACUACCCCCUGGGUGUCAGUGCCAUGGCCCACCACCCAGGCUUUAACCUGCUGCUCAUAGGUGGCUGUGGGGACUGUAGCAGAGGGGAACAAUCUCCAAACAGGGCGGUUCAGGAGGGGAUAACUGCAUGGAGAAUGCUGUCAGAUGCCCCUCAUUAUAAACUAGUCACGGAUUACUCAGAGGAUCUCUAUCAGGCUCAACAGCAUAAUGGAGUGAUGAAGAGACUGAAGAAUUUCACUUUCUACAGCUGGUAUGGCUACAACCCAGAUGGGGUGUUUAAAAUGUGCUUGUCCCCAAACGGCCAAAUCCUUGUGACAAUCCACCAUUCAGGGAAGCUUUGUCUUUGGGAUGUCCCGUCGCUGCGAAGACGAAAGUCAUGGCUACAUGAGGAACAGCCAGACCAUGAUGAAAUCAGUCCAGAUUUUAUGGAAAACCCCAUGAAGAGGAAAGUUUUGAAAGAUAUGAUACACUUACGCACCUUGAUCGACGUCAAGUGGUGGUCAGAAAAGGAGGUGAUUUUGGCUCGCUGCAGUGGGGCGGUGUCCGUCUCCUCUAUCCAGACCUUGAAGAAUCUGUUGGGCACAUCUCCUGAGUGGUUUGAGCCCUCCCCUCACAUCACAGACACCCAGAAUGGUGGCUUCCUUAGCCUGGAGUGUGAAUGUCAGUUCCCCUCACUUAAGCGCCGCCUAGUGGCCACGGAUGAGGAGGAGUAUGAUGACAGUGAUGAUGAAGACACCUCCAUGGUUACCAAGACAACCAAACUGACCAAACAGAUGCUUUAUUACAUCACAGACAGCGAUCGAUUUCAGCCGCCCAGGAAGCGACCAAGACUUGUCACAAGAACAUACAGACUGGUGAGGCUGAAAUCUACCACUCCAGAGGAAUUAUAUGAUAAAAAGAUAAACUGUGAGGAGUACGGAGAAGCAUUGGCCCUGGCGCGGACCUACGGCCUGGACUGUGACAAGGUGUACCAGAGACAGUGGAGGAAAGCACCUGUGUCUGUGGCAUCCAUACAAGACUACCUGAGUAAAAUCAGCAAACGGUCCUGGGUUCUCCAUGAGUGCUUGGAGAGAGUGCCAGAGAACAUAGAUGCCAUGAAGGAGUUGCUGGAGUACGGAUUGAGGGGCACAGAUCUCCAGGCCCUUAUCUCCAUAGGCAAGGGAGAGGAUGGGGGCAGGUUUAUCCUGUGUGACUUGGAGGAGGAGUAUGAAGACCUGUAUGGAGAGGAAGAUGAAGACCAGCAGCAGCAGAGACGAGAGCGACUCAAUGCUCGGAGAGAAGAACUGCUAAAACAGGUGGACUACAACAGUCUCAGUCUGGAGCAGAAGCAGCUGUGCAAGGACAGACUGAAGCUGUUACAGUACCUAGAUAGACUCAAUACAUAUGAGCUGAUAUUAGGAGGAAAGAAUGCAGCUGAGAUGAGAUUUGACCACAAGUUUUUUGAGAAGUUUCGCGCCCAGAAUAUUGUGGAAGCAGCCGUGGAUUACGCAAGGAUGAGUGAUGACAAAGCAGUGGAUAUCCUCUUCACUUUCCAUGGCAAAGAUCUACGAGAGCACAGGCUGGCAAUUCUGUCAAAUUUUCCGGAAACUACCUCACCAUUGGAGUACAAAAUCCUGUUACCAGAGAUUGGGGAUGGUGCUGUGGAGGCUGAUGUGUGGAAGGAGGACCAGUGGAGAGAAGAGGACUGGUGUGAACAGGUGCCCUGCAGGAAUGCAAUUGAUCUUGUCUCAGAGGACCUUGGUGCAUUUCUCUAUGAAGACAACCAAGACUACAAAAACUUCAGGACAGAGAAGAUCAGUGAUGUCCUGCUGACAGAGUGGUAUGACUAUCGUGCCUGUGAGAUCGAGAUGUUGGCUUGUCAAGUAGACAACUCCCUACAGCUUGUGAGGCUGGCCAUGGAAAGAGGCGUACAAAACCUUACAGAUUUGUAUGAUGACCUGGUUACCAUGGAGACGAUGGUGUAUGAAUGUGGGCUGGAAGAAGGUGUGGUUUUUGAAGAACUUCGCACGAUGACAAAUCUACAGAAGCUUCUGCUUCUUCUCUCCAAGUCACCUGUGGAUAUGUACAGUAAGAACGUGCGUCGCUGGAUGGUGCCAUUCCUGGAGCGGUGUGAUGCCAAAUCCCCGGGGUCAUAUAGCUCCCUGCUUGGACAGUACAUCGUUGUCACCUCCAAGGCUGACCUUUCCUGUGUCUCCAAGCUGUUUGAGCUGUCUAAACCAGGGGUGAGUAAGCCAGUAAUCAGGGAUCACAUCAACAUGAUGUCCAUGGCACUGGAUGCAGUCUACACAACAGACAGAGAUGAUCAGCUUAAGCUUGCUACUUUCAUUUUUGAAUGCCUUCCUAACAAGACAAAAGGUAAAACUGAAACUCCCGAGGAGAUUCGUCUGAACAAAUUGGUUGAUGAGCUGGAACGACAUCUGAGAGCUGCCAAAAUUCUGGAGCAGUACGGACUGAAGCAGUCUCUGAAGCUCAUCAAACAAACACAGAGUGAUCCAGAAGAAACUAAAAACCUGAUGGUGAAAUUGACGAGAAUGGCAGGAAGAAGGACCCCUGCCCUGACAGAGAAUGAGUACUGGGGCUUGCUGGAUGAUGUACAGAUACUACAGACACAGGUGUACAAGUGUAUCACACAGCAGCUCUGUCUACAGAUUUAUGCAGAGAGUUUACUAUGCUCAAGCAAACUACAGACCAUUAAUCUGGUAGGGGAGCUGAUGGAGAGAAGUGCUACAGAGAAAUGGCAAUCCAAGACCUUCCAUGGCAAGCUAACAUAUCAGACGUCCAUAGAGCUGGUGAUACGAGCGGCGCGGGAGUACUUUGACAGCUCUGCUAAUCUUACAGACCCCUGUAUGGAUCUGGCAAGAGCUUGUCUACACCUAAUUCGGGACUCCCCACCACAGAUACAAGUGGAACUAGACCUCAUCUCUUCUUUGGCCCUGCUGGAUGACUUUGGGGUCUCUAUUCUUCCCCUGCAAGUACGACUGAGCAAGGAUCGCUUAUCACUGGUUGCCCAGAGUGUGGAGACCCGAGCUAACGCUUACAAACAGUCAGAGAAGUUGCUGAGGUUAGGUCACCUAUUGAGAAUUCCUGGAGAGACUCAGGUGGAUAAAGAUGGACAGGUGCUCCAUCUGGUGGUCAACACUGCUAUCAAGAACAAGGAUUACACAUUUGCGUAUGAAAUAUGUGAAUCUCUGAUGAAUGACAAUUACGACCCUAUCUGGCCGGCCUGUCGUGACCUGGCGGAACAGGUGGACUUCAGAGACAUACGAGCAAAGGCAGAGUUACUGUCAUUUGCCGUGACAUACUGUGAUCCUCCCAUGAUUGAACCCAUCCUAAAGGCAAAGUGCUUGCUGGAAACACAGAUUUUGUGUGACACUGUGACAACACAGAUGGAGAGUCAGGAUGAAGGGUUUGUCACUCCUCGCUCCAGCCCAUUCUCCACAUCAGCCGCCUUACAGCAGACCCAGGAGCUGCUGGCGUCCACCACCCAAACCACUAAGCAGCUGCUGUCCACCACCAGCCGCACCACCCGGGCGGUCCUCUCCACGGUCACGGACACAAAAUGGUGGCAGAAAACACUGACGUCCCUGAAACAGCCUUCUAAACUGCUGAGCCAGCCGAGUGUGGAGGAGAAAGAUGAUAGGAAUGUGGACUUCCUGAAACAGGGCUGCCCUGAGUUCUAUGCUUCUGUCAUAGACAGCUGUUACAUUAGCAAGAAUGGGGAUGAUACAGGGGAGAUAACUGUGUCAGAGAACCUUCUAAGGACAGCCAGGCUGGAGGAGCUACUGACUGAGGGCACAGAUCACAAACCAUCAAGAGAAGUCAUGUUACAGUUAAGUAGGCUGACCAUACAGCAGGAUGCCAUGCUUGGCAUUGCCUACCUCCUAUCGCUAGCUAAGGGUGAAGAUGCAGAGGAUGUCCUCGAGGAUCUGCCCAGUUCUGCCAUCAGCCUACAGCUCUCAGCCUAUUUCUACGCUGUACAGAUCUACUCUAACCUCAGCCCUUGUGUAGGAGAGGAAAGAGCUCCCUUGUACAACCACACUCCCUCAGAGGUGAUACAGAAGGUCACACAAUAUGUCACCCACACAUGCAAAGCGGACAGGCCUGAAGGUGUCCAUGUUCUCGUGGAAAAAUUCAUUAUGUACACAGAGCUUUUAGAGGACUACAACCAAGCCAAGGUGCUACAGGGACUAGGCAGGGGUGUUGAUGUGGUCAGGUUUACAGAAGACAAAGAAUACAAGCAUGAGACCAUACUGGGGCUGGCAAUGUGCCUGGAGGAUGAGGUGUUUAACACUGCUGUAUCUCUGGCUCAGAGGUAUAACUUGUCUUUGUGGGAAGUCUAUAUGACACACCUGGAAUUCCUCUUCUGUGACAGCGGCCUGUCUGUUCAAGAAGUCAAGACAAGAACUGAACACCUUGGUCUUCUGGAGAAACUUUCCUCGAAAGGAGAUGAGUUUAAUAAGCGGAUGGAGGAAUAUGUCUUACCCAGUAUAGAGGGCUCUGACCAUGGACGGUUGCUGUACUACUACACUCUCUUGAGUGGUUGCCAGCAGUCAGCUUCGUCUGCAGCUGUCACACCAGAUGUACACAUUAAAUUGCUCAAAAAGCUGAAGUCAGCCACUCCAGGAUUGGAUUAUAAGAAUCUGAUGGACAGCCAACAUGAACCUAUGGAUGUGAUACAGACUGUGCUCAACUCUAAUAAUGUCCAUGUUCUGGCGAAACUGGCCAACAAGAUCCCAAACCAGCAGGGUGGUUAUCUGGAACCCAGUGUUGUGUUUGCCAGCUGGACUCUAAAGUUAUUCUGGGAGGGUGACCAAGGCCAUAAAGGCACCCCUCAGACAACCGCUGACUGGGUACACAGAUACGAGGCUUGUGGGGACUUCAUACAGAGACUCUCCCCCGGGGAUCUCCUCCACUGUGCCUCCAGGAUGCUCUUCUCCAGGAAUGCCCAUAACCAGCUGUCUCAUGAGUGCAGGAGUGAAAUUAUCAAGAGGAUGAUAAAAGUGGGUCGCCAACAGGCAGGAAAGGCUAAGAAGGUGGACUCCUCAGGCGACACUGUAACUUGGGAGGAUGCCAUCUCCAGCCUCCAGCAGUUAGCAUCCCAUCUCCAACUCCUCACCAGCGAGACUAUCCAGUCCAUGGCACUGUCCGCAGAAAAACAAAUGAAGGAGUAUGCUGUGAUGUAUGAUGUCUCAGGGGGAAAUGUGGAUAAGAUGAAGGAGCUGCUGGUACAGAUGAUGUUGGAUGGUGUGUCAGCAGAUCUGGUAGAGGACGUGUUAUCUGUCAGUCCUGUGGAGAAAUGGACACCCAGAACAGCGCUGCAGCAGGCUGUGGCUCAGCUUGUCUCCAUCCUCAGAGGUUCAACCACAUCUCUUUAUGACCUGAGACAGGGUGAGCCUCUGGACGUGUUGAAGGGGAUGGUUACAUCAGUGCAAGAGCACCAAGAAGCUGGAGGAGACCUGGUUUGCUCAGAGGACAUGAUCUCACUGCUGCGUCAUUUCUGUGCUGAUUCAUCUGUCCCCACCCAGCCCAGGCUAGAUGUACUGGAGGUGCUGGAAAAGUCAUUCCCUGUGUCAGAAGAGGACAAGGUGUUACUGACUCUGUACAGGACAACGGCUAUAGUUUCCUCUACGUGGCCAAGCAGACAGGUAUCAGAUACUGACGUGAUUUCUGAAGGCUCCAGACAGAGUUUGUUUGAUGGUCUGAUAACAGAGAGUAGCACUGUGGAACAUUAUCUGUCUCUGAGUAAACUACUCCAGCUCUGGCCUCCAAUGUCAUCCAGCCAAGACAGUGGACACGUCAAUGUUGAGGAGAGCCCCUGGGUGAGGUUGUUCGCUGGCCUGGUGUCCAGGGGUCAGACAGAGGGGGUACAAGCUACUGUGGAUCAGAUAAAGGAACCAGGUGUCUGUGAAUCUCUCAACCCUCAGGUUAUCCAGCAUGUGUCAAAUUUAGUUUUGGAAAAAGGUGAUCGAGUGUCAGCUGUGAAAGUAGUCCUGCUAUCUUCACAUCAAUCUUUGUACUCACAAGCCAUUGCACACCUGGAGGAUGUUGAAGUGAAGGACACCGAGGAAGAAUUAGUUGAUCUCAUCCUGAAGAGACGGCUAGUGGCAGAGGUUGUGGAGUAUCCUGUGUACCAGAAGGUCAUAGGGCAGGUGGUGCAGAACCAGGUCAAGGACCUGCCGGCUGACAGCCCUGCACAAGUAGAGGUGGUGGUUAGCCAGCUCCAGGAAGCCGGCUUUAUGUCAGAGGCUGGCUCUCUGUUACUUCAGUGCAGAGGCACUCAUCCAAUUCUGCAAACUUUCUCCGCUGCCAGACACGUUCUACACACAUGGCUGAAGUAGUGCAUGAUGAGUUAUAUAAUAUUUAUACAUACAUGUACAUAAUAACUUGUGAUUUUUACCUGUUCAUAGUUCACCAAAAAGUGUGCAAUAAUUUCAUAAACUAAUCAAAUAUCUUGUCAACCCUGAUGCAGAUUUUAUUUCAGAUUAUGGUGUUAGAUUUGGUUGUGAGGAUAUAAUCACCUCCCUGGUUUAAUGCACUGUACACUACAUAGGCAUGUAUGGUUGCCGCAUUGUGUCUUUGGGCAUUUAAACUGUAUAGAUUGCAUUCAUAGAUGGUGUUAAGGGAGGCAACUCCCAUGUUACUUUUUACACUAAGCCAAUGUGGAAUUGAAUGAUUGACUGUGUGGGCAGUUAACCUCACCAAGAUGCCAGUUACAUUCACGCUCACUAGAUAAACUCUGUUAGGCUUGAUACAGAGCUAUAUUCAUUCAGCAUCAGUCUUCACCACACUAUCAUACACAAAACCGGGAACAAUAGCAGGAUUGACUCACAGGGGCUCCUUUUCCCGAUCAUGGUUUAAUUGGAAUCCAGACAGAAUUAGUGUCUUACAUACUUUGGUGCAAACAAAGUGACAAGCGGCUUCUUCCUCUCCUUCAUGAUGGUGAUUAGGAUGCCAGCCCAACUGUGUUUACUUCAUACACUUCCGCACUUCUCUCAGAUGUUGGGAAUGCGUCAAAUGAUCGGUACCUUACCAGAUAAACAUUUGGGAUAGUGACUGCCAAAAUUAAGUCCUGUACUUUUGAGAACUAUUUAUUGUGCUUCCUUAUCAGCUGAUGAAAACUGAGAGACCAGGGGCCACUUUACAAAGGUGUCGUACUUGUACGAUAUCGCACAUAUAGGACAAUGGUACGUUAAAUGUGACAUACAAAAUAUCGUACGACAAAUGUACGAUAAAACAAUGUUGUACGCCGCUUUGUGAAACUGGGGCCCUGGCUGUUUGUAUAUCAGCAGUGGUGCUGGCAACCUUCAUAUGCAAUCAUGUACUAUGAACCAAGAAUUCAUGUGUCAUACAAGAUGAAUGCAAUAAUGAAUGCCAGAUUAAUCAGCAUGAGAAAGUUGUCGGUGAGAAGUCAUGCCUCAUUUUGUUACAGGUUUUUAUGUUGGACCUUUUUGAUGUAUCUUUGACGAGCAGUACUGUACACUACAACAUUAUUGUAUUAAAUGUAGCCAUGUAGAAGAAAUCAUCUACUAAAACUUGAGAUGAGUGUUUAAAUACAUAUGGUAAAAAUCACAUUCUCAAAAAGUCUGCCUUUGUAUGAUUUCGUUUCAUUGGUAUAUUUACCAUGUACCUGUAAUUUGCUUUAUGAAUAAAACGACUUUUUUUUUUGAAA
This is a messenger RNA of Liolophura sinensis, 8375 nucleotides long. Its product is annotated as NBAS subunit of NRZ tethering complex-like. Gene Ontology annotation, molecular function: SNARE binding. Bases 1 to 7044 code for a protein of 2347 amino acids. NCBI's taxonomy places the organism in Eukaryota, Metazoa, Mollusca, Polyplacophora, Chitonida, Chitonidae. The record is from RefSeq and is a predicted model, not a curated record. Gene Ontology annotation, biological process: retrograde vesicle-mediated transport, Golgi to endoplasmic reticulum. The transcript has 59 exons. Gene Ontology annotation, cellular component: Dsl1/NZR complex.